AUGUAUAUUUCUUCGUCUGUUUCUCUAAAAAAUUGUCAAAUUUGUUCAAAACCUUCGCACGGAAAUCACUUUGGAGCAAUUUCUUGUAGAGCGUGUGCUAUAUUUUUUCGACGAGCUGUUUUGAAAAAUUAUUCGCAUUUAAAGUGUAGUGGAAAAUGUAAGAAGGGAGAUAUUUGUAAGAAAUGUAGAUUGGAAAAAUGUUUGAAAGCUGGAAUGAGUGAGAAACGUGAGUUAUUUUGAUUCAUGAGAUAUGUUUCUAUUCAAAAAACUUUCUAGAGUUUCAAUAUGAUCGAGAUCUGAUUUCUUCCACAUGUAAAAAUAUUCCUCCAUCUAUGGAAUAUUUUCUAGGACGACCUGUUUUUAUAAUAUUUUGUAAUACAGAAUUUCCAAAAUCUGAAAGAAGUUACGUUGAUUUCACAAAACUUAUCGAAAAAGCUACAGACUUAUUCAAAAAUCGAGAAACAAAAUUAUAUGUUGGAAUGAACACAUUGAAUCAAUUAACCUAUGCACUAACUCAAAAUGUUAAAACAGUUAAACCAAGAUUGCGUCAGAAAUUCGGGAAAGAUGAAAUGCUCGCAUUCUGGGAAACAAGUUUUCUAAAAGUCGCCGAUUGGUUGUCAUAUUGUGACAAAUUUCAAGAACUUCCAAUGCAAAUGAGAAUUCAAAUUUUGAAAUCUAUUUGGAUUCCUUGGACCAAACUGAAGAAACAUUCAAUGACAGCAAAACGCAGAAAACAAUCUCAAACUCAAGAUAGAAUUCGUUAUUGGUCUGAUGAUUGUUUAAUUGAUCCUGUUAAAGUAGAAUUCGAUAAUUCUUGGAUAACAACAUGUAAUCCAGAACAAUUGAAGUUGUGAGUAAUAGUUCACUGAUACUUAGCAUAAUGUUCAUUUUUUCAGUUUCACUGAUCCUCUGGGACACUUCCCCAAGAGUCCUCUAAUUGAACUUCUUGCCAAUUUUCAACCAACAAAUCAAGAAGUGACAUAUAUGUUAACAGUAUUCUCAUUUCGACAUUCCGCAAGAAGUUUUAACGGAGAGUUUGAGAAAUUGUAUGAAAAAAUGAUCGAAGUUUUAGCCAAUGAUUUACACUCAUAUUAUUCGAAUGAGAUGAAAUUGAUAAAUUAUGCUGGAAGAAUGGCACAAAUGAGUCAAAUUGUUAAUUAUUUAGAGCGAGAUGUUCGUCUGAAAUUUGAAAAAACCCAGCUGGCUCGAAUAUUUAAUUUAUUUAUUGUUGAUUUUUCACAUCCCGAAAUGUUUCAAUAAAAAUAAAUGUUGAAUUUGGAACAAUGUAUUGUUUAUUCGUAUAUUUCGCAAUCAUCUGUUUCGUUGAUUCCAAAGAGUUUAUUUGUUCUUAAAAACUUUCCAUCUCUUAUCACAUCACCUGUUAUCUUUUUGUCUUGUCCAAAAUCAAUAUUUGUAAAAAAAAAUGUAUAUUUCCCCGUCUUUUUCUCUGAAAAACUGUCAAAUUUGUUCAAAACCUUCACAUGGAAAUCAUUUUGGAGCAAUUUCUUGUAGAGCAUGUUCUGCAUUUUUUCGAAGAGCUGUUUUGAAAAAUUAUUUGAUUUUGAGAUGUCGAAAUGGGAGUGGAAGAUGUGAAAGUGAUAUUUGUAAGAAGUGUAGAUUGGAAAAAUGUUUGAGAGCUGGAAUGACUGAUAAAAGUGAGUAAUUUACAUUGGAACAAGAUUUUGAAACAAAAAAAUGUUCUAGAUUUUCAACAUGAUCGAGAUUUGGUCUCAUCAACUUGUAAGAAUAUUCCACCAUCAAUAGAAUAUUUUCUCAGGAAACCGGUUUUCAUAUCAUUUUGUGAAACAGAAACCUCAACAUCUGAAAGGAAUUUCAUUGAUUUCACAGAGCUCAUCGAAAAUGCUACAAAUUUGUUCAAAAAUCAAGAAAAUAAAUUAUAUGUUGGAAUGAACACAUUGAAUCAAUUAACUUAUGCACUAACUCAGAAUGCAGAGAAAAAUGAACCAAUAAUGUGUCAGAAAAUCAGGAAAAACGAUGUUCUCAAAUUUUGGGAAACAAGUUUUCUGAGAGUUGCCAAUUGGUUAACAUAUUGCGACAAAUUGCAAGAACUCCCGAUGCAAAUGAGAAUUCAAUUUUUGAAAACAAUUUGGGUUCCGUGGAUGAGGUUGAAUAAAAAUUCAUUGACAGCAAAUCGAAAACGACAAUCAAAAGAUGGAAAUAGGAUUCUUUAUUUUUCCGAUAGUUGUUUGAUAGAUUUGGAAAAUGUGGAUUUCGAUAUUUCUUGGAUAACCACGUGUAAACCUGAACAAUUGAAAUUGUAAGAUACUGAAAAGUGUUUCGAAAAAUUAUCAAAUAUGAUUUUCAGUUUUAUAAAUCCGCUUGGAAGCUUCAACAUCAAUUCAUUCAUUGACCCUUUGGUUGAAUUUCAACCUUCAAAACAAGAAUUGACUUAUAUGUUAGCAAUAUUAUCAUUUCGAUAUGCUGCAAGAACUUUGGGUGAAGAGUUCAAAAACUUGAAUGAUAAAAUGGUUGAAGUUCUAGCUGAUGAUCUGCAUUCUUACUAUAUGAACGAAAGGAAAAUGAAAAACUAUGCUGGAAGAAUCGCAAAGAUGAUUCAAAUUAUAAACCAUCUGGAACAAGAUGUUCUUCACAAAAUUGAAAAAAUCCACUUGGCUCGAAUUUUUAAUUUAUUUCUCGUUGAUUUUUCACAUCCAGAAAUGGUAUUUGAUUUGAAAUAA
This is a messenger RNA of Caenorhabditis angaria, 2699 nucleotides long. The record is from the annotation of a GenBank genome assembly. Lineage: Eukaryota; Metazoa; Nematoda; Chromadorea; Rhabditida; Rhabditidae.